Messenger RNA from Cyclocybe aegerita, 1347 nucleotides. The record is from the annotation of a GenBank genome assembly. NCBI's taxonomy places the organism in Eukaryota, Fungi, Basidiomycota, Agaricomycetes, Agaricales, Hemipholiotaceae.
AUGCCCCCAAUCUUCCAGAAGUUGCUUCGAAACCUGUUCAGACCACCAGAUCACCAUGGUUCGAUUCGACGAGACGAAGGAGCUCCUCGUUCUUCUUCAACUGUUCUUCGCGAUCUCUACAGCACCAACAAGCCCUGUCGCAAAGCGGAGACCCAGGUUGACCACGAGCAAGAAAAGCCCUUACCUGAGCUACCACCUCUCAGCAUUCCGCCCGACUACGUCUGGAGGGUGGCUCCUUUCACGAGAGGAGGGUUCGGACGAAUAUUUGCGAUCAAAGGACGAUGUCAUUCCGAAAGAUUCAUCUUGAAGACCGUCGAGUUGGACCGCGGUCCAGGCGGAAUAUGGGCACCUGCAAUGGAGAUCGUGGCCUUGCGAAGGAUAGGUCGAAACGGGCACGUCAACCUCAUCGAGCAGCCAAAACUGGGAAAGAAUGUCGAGACCGAAUGGUGGUCAAGAGAAGCGGGUCUGCUUUCGAUACUUUUUAACUAUUACCCUGUUGAUCUGCAAGACGUCAUUACCAUUACCAAGCGUCCAUCGUCCAAAGCUAGGUUUCGUGCAGUCGUUCGUGAGGUCGACUUCGUGAAACUGGUGAUAAGCGACGUUAUGCACGGCUUGGCCCACCUUCAUUCUCUUAGAAUCAUCCAUAGGGACCUGAAGCCUGAAAAUAUUUUCAUCGACCAACACGGCUAUUGUAAGAUUGGUGACUUCGGCAGCGCCUUCAUCCCUGUUCGGAGCAGUGACCGCCCGAUGUGUCUCCGCACAACCUUCACUGGUGGCUUUACGUUCCGGUACGCAGCUCCAGAGCUCGUCGCCUCGUACUCCGACGACGUAGAUCAGCUGACCUGGUGCUACGACGAACGCGUCGAUUUUUGGGCUCUGGGGUUGAUCAUUCUGGACCUUCUUCGUGUAGAGGUAGGGAGUUUGUACCCUGGCAGCUGGUAUGCCCUCGUUUGUCCUCCGACAGAAUUCGUGAGGGAGGUUCACAAGACAUUCGAUAAAAAAUACUGCCUAAAAGACAAAAAGACGGCUGAGAUCUUCAAGAGGUGCAUUCAAGCCUAUCCGAAUGGCCGCCUCGAUGGAGAUGCCGGGGUUCAAUUGGUCAAAGACUUCCAUUUUCAUCGCACGGGCUUUGCAUCUUUCAUCCAUGACACCAACUGGUUUAUUCAUAAGUCGCAGAGAAUGCUCUCGGAGAAAUUCCUUCGACCAACUGUUGCCCUGAAUUCACAUCCUCUCCUCGGCGAACCUGUGGAUUGCCCUUCAGAGGAAAGAAUGACAACAUUUGACGAUGUCCUGCACAAGAUGAAUGUAAAGCUGGAGGAACGUCCGCAGUAUCGACUAGCUCUCUGA